AUGCGCCUUAAAAAUGACAACUUAACUCUUAAAGACAACUUAACCAGCAGCACAGAAUUAUUGAUUAAGAACUCAUUGAAUUAUAUCCAGGAAUAUAGGUGUUACUAUAUUAAAGAACUCAAAGUAGGAAAAGCAGUACUAGGAUACAACCCCCGAAAUGACAGAAUGAUCUCGAUUCGAAUCCAAGGCGAACCAUUCAACAUCACAGUAAUCCAAGUGUAUGCCCCAACCACUGGUGCUGAAGAGGAUGAAGUUGACCAGUUAUAUGAAGCCCUACAACAACUUCUAGAAGUAACACCAAAAAAUGUCAUGGGGGAUUGGAACGCUAAAGUAGGAAGCCAAAAGAUAACUGGAAUAACAGGCAAGUUUGGCCUUGGAGUACAAAAUGAAGCAGGACAGAGGCUGGUAGAAUUCUGCCAAGAGAAUACAAUGGUCAUAGCAAACACGCUUUUCCAACAACCCAAGAGACGACUCUACACAUGGACAACACCAGACGGUCAACACAGGAAUCAGAUUGACUAUGUACUCUGCAGCCAAAGAUGGAGAAGCUCUAUACAGGCUGUAAAAACUAGACCAGGAGCUGACUGUGGCUCAGACCAUGAGCUUCUCGUUGCAAAAUUUAGGCUUAAAUUGAAGAAAGUAGGGAAAAGCACUAGGCCAGUCAGGUAUGAACUAAACCAUAUCCCUAAUGAAUAUACAGUAGAAGUGACAAAUAGAUUUAAGGAACUAGAUUUGAUAGACAGAGUACCUGAGGAAUUAUGGACAGAGAUUCGCAACAUUGUACAAGAGGUAGCAUCUAAAACCAUCCCAAAGAAAAGGAAGUGCAAGAAAGCAAAAUGGCUAUCUGAGGAAGCUCUACAAAUAGUGGAAGAAAGAUGGGAAGCAAAAGAGAAAGCUAGAAGAGAUAAGAAUGCCUUCUUAAAUGAACAGUGCAAACAAAUAGAAGAAAACAAUAGAAUAGGGAGGACCAGAGAUCUCUUCAAAAAUAUUGGAGAUAUUAAGGGAACGUUUCAUGCGAAGAUGGGCAUGAUAAAGAACCAAAAUGGCAGGGACCUAACAGAGGCAGAAGACAUAAAGAAGAGGUGGCAAAACUAUACAGAAGGACUAUACAAGAACAAGCUUAAUAUCUCUGAUAACCUCAAUGUGGAGCUCACUGACCUGGAGCCAGACAUCCUGGAAUGUGAAGUCAAAUGGGCCUUAGGAAGUCUAAGCAACAACAAAGCUAGUGGAGGUGACAGUAUUCCAGCUGAACUAUUCAAAAUCGUAAAAGACGAUGCAGUAAAAGUGCUUCACUCAAUAUGCCAGCAAAUUUGGAAAACGCAGCAGUGGCCACAGGAUUUGAAAAGGUCAGUUUACAUUCCAAUUCCAAAGAAGGGCAAUGCCAAAGAAUGUUCAAACUACCGCACCAUUGCACUUAUCUCACAUGCUAGCAAAGUUAUGCUGAAAAUCCUACAAGCUAGGCUCCAACAGUAUGUAGACCGAGAACUGCCAGAAGUGCAGGCAGGAUUUCGAAGAGGCAGAGGAACCAGAGAUCAAAUUGCCAACAUACGCUGGAUCAUGGAAAAAGCUAGGGAGUUCCAGAAAAACAUCUACUUCUGCUUCAUUGACUAUGCUAAAGCUUUUGAAACCAUAACAAACUGUGGCAAGUUCUUAAAGAGAUGA
Cimex lectularius (bed bug) is the source of this 1662-nucleotide messenger RNA. RefSeq lists its product as uncharacterized. The record is from RefSeq and is a predicted model, not a curated record. NCBI's taxonomy places the organism in Eukaryota, Metazoa, Arthropoda, Insecta, Hemiptera, Cimicidae.